AUGAAAGCAAAUGAAAUAAAGUACUACCUUCUAUUCACCUUUGUGGUCCAUUUGGUAAAACGAGUGAAUUCGAACAUAUUAGUAAACUGCUUCGGAGUGUUGCACUGCAAGAUGUGUCAUGUCGCUAUAAGAAAUUGUUUCUUAUCAGGAACCAGUAACAUGUCAAAAUGUAUUAAGUGUGAAGAAAAUUACUACAACAUUCGGCCAUGUACACAUCAGAUAGAAAACUUCAUUCAGACAUCGACGGAUAAGGAAAAUUUCGUUGAACUCAAAGAUCACGACUACUUAACGGAAAACAAAGUAGACGCUUUAAUUUCUGAAGUUGUUAAAAUGUCAAGUGAGAUGCACAAGAAUGAAGCAAGUGCUAGAGAAAACCUAAGUGAAGAUUUAAAAAAAAAAAUAAUGCAGUUGUGUUUGUAUUCCAAUUUUUCUGACAAUUAUGAAAAUGCAAAUAAGCACGAACAGGCAAGUGUAGAAGAUGUCGAAAAGCACAUCCACAAAAUAGUAACUAUGUAUAUAGAUGGAAGUAACCAUAUGGAACAUAUUAUUAAUUCUAUGAAAAAUCCAGCAUUGUGUUUAAAGAAUCCAGCAGAAUGGACAAAGGACAGAGCUGGUUACAAAGAUAAUGAUAUACCUUCAGUAGGAAUCAUACCUGAAAGAAAGUUGUUUAAACCUUACCAAGUUAAAUCUCUUAUGAGUUCCUUAUAUAGCCAUAACUCUAACUGCAAUAGACAAUUCUGUGAUAGAUUUUCUGAUCCAAAUGAAUGUGAAAACAAGAUCCGAGUCCUCAACCAGGGAACGUGCGGAAACUGCUGGGCCUUCGCCUCUUCCCAAGUGAUAUCAGCAUACAGAUGCAGAAAAUCCCUUGGGUUUGCAGAACCAUCAGUGAAGUAUGUAACUUUAUGCAAGAACAAACAAUUAGGAGAUAAUGAUUACAGUUUGUUCGGGCACUACAAUGAUAAUAUAUGCAGAGAAGGUGGACAUUUGUCAUACUAUUUAGAAACUGUGGAUAAGAGUGGAAUAUUACCAACAUCAUAUGAUGUACCAUAUAAUGAGCCAUUAAAAGGAGCUGAUUGUCCAGAAAAUAACAAGACAUGGAGUAAUAUGUGGGAAAAGGUAAAUUUAAUUGAUAGAAUAUUAAAUGGGUAUCUAUAUCGUGGAUACUUUAAAAUUUCAUUUCAUGAAUAUACAAGAAAUGGAAAAACAGAAGAAUUAAUUCGAUUAUUGAAGGAUUACAUAAUAGAACAAGGAUCUUUAUUUGUCUCUAUGCAAGUAAAUGAAAAAUUAAGUUUUGAUCAUGAUGGUGAAAAAGUAAUGAUGAAUUGUGAAUAUAAUGAAUCACCUGACCAUGCCUUAGUAUUAAUAGGAUAUGGUGAAUAUAUGAAACCCUCAGGAGAAAAAAGUUCUUAUUGGUUAAUUCGAAAUAGUUGGGGUUCUCAUUGGGGGGACAAAGGAAAUUUUAAAGUAGAUAUGUAUGGUCCUGGAAAUUGUAAUGGUGCAGUAUUAUGUAAUGCAUUUCCAUUACUCUUACAAAUGAGAGGAAACAAAAUUAAUAAACCUUUGCCUAAUGAUAUGGCAUCUACUGACAAUAAAACCAGAUAUGACCAUUCUUACUUUAAUAGAGAUAGAAAUAGAAACAAUUCUAGAAGGUAUAAUUAUUCAGGAAAUAAUCAAGUAAACCCCAAUGGACGACGGGGUGGUGAUAAUAAUAACCCUUUUGAUAUACCUAACCCCAAUGAUACAUUUGAUGAUCAAAAUCGAUAUGAACCUAACUUUGAUCCUUACAAUGGAAAUAAUAAUUAUCCACAUGUUGACAACAAGAAAGAUAUGGCCAGAAACAAUAAUGCUGGAAUUAGUGACAACAACAGAAACAGAAAUAUAAGACACAAAGUUUUUAGAACCACCCUAUCAUUGAAUAUAGGAAAUACUCAGUUUAAGCGAAAUAUACAUAUGAAAAGAAAAGAUGAGUACAAGGAAAAGACGUCUUGUUUAAGAACUUAUUCCAUGGACACACACGAAGAUAUCUCUUGUCGAAACAACUGCGAACGAUUUAUUGACAAGUGCCAGUAUUACACAUCUGUUGGUGGAUGUCUAAUGAAGUAUGCCCCAAAUUACAAGUGCGUUUAUUGUGGCAUGUAA
Messenger RNA from Plasmodium gonderi, 2139 nucleotides. RefSeq names its product serine-repeat antigen 9. The coding region runs from base 1 to 2139 and encodes 712 amino acids. The record is from RefSeq and is a predicted model, not a curated record. Gene Ontology annotation, cellular component: lysosome. Gene Ontology annotation, molecular function: cysteine-type endopeptidase activity. NCBI's taxonomy places the organism in Eukaryota, Apicomplexa, Aconoidasida, Haemosporida, Plasmodiidae. The transcript has 6 exons.